This is a messenger RNA of Sitophilus oryzae (rice weevil), 695 nucleotides long. Its product is annotated as integrin beta-PS-like. The annotation marks the transcript as partial. The transcript is spliced from 2 exons. Gene Ontology annotation, cellular component: focal adhesion; cell surface; integrin complex. The record is from RefSeq and is a predicted model, not a curated record. Gene Ontology annotation, molecular function: integrin binding. Lineage: Eukaryota; Metazoa; Arthropoda; Insecta; Coleoptera; Curculionidae. Gene Ontology annotation, biological process: cell adhesion mediated by integrin; cell-matrix adhesion; cell migration.
AUGUGAUGAAUUCAGGCCCUGCAUCGAACACCUCAUACUAGACGAGAAAAAUAACACUUUCAAUAACAAUUUUAACAUAUCCGAAAAAUGUGGAAACCUGGACAUCCAACUGGUGGAUGCUUUAGAAGAAAUCUUGCCAGAAGGAGCUAAAAGAUGUCGGAAUUUAGUCGAUGGCGAUUGUACCAUUAAUUUCAUGUACAGCUACGAUGAUCAGACUAUAAUGCUGACUGCUGAAAAGAAGAAAUCAUGUCCAGAACCACCAAACAUACUCGGACUAAUCAUUGGCAUAGUUGGUAGCAUCAUACUAGCAGGCAUAGUAUCACUAAUAAUUUGGAAAUUAGUGACCACGAUACACGACAAAAACGAAUACGCCAAAUUCGAGAAAGAGCGCGAAAAUAUGAAGUGGAGCAGACACGAAAAUCCCCUGUAUAAACCUGGAACCAGUACUUUUACUAACCCUCAGUAUGGCAGAAAUAGUCAAAGGCAGUCGGUUAAAUAUACCAAAGAAGGUGAUCAGUUGAAAAUGGACGAAGAACCCAAAGAGACAGAAACAGUUAUGGAUUCAAAAUAACUCAAAAAAAGACUUUUUGAAUGUGAAAAAUCAAGUUUUUUUACUACUGUAUCAAAUUGCAGGUGCCUUACUUAUUUAUAUUUAGAAAAUAACUGGAAUAAAUUCUUUUUUUACCUUUUGAAAA